Molecule: messenger RNA, 7005 nt
Organism: Talaromyces atroroseus
Lineage: Eukaryota; Fungi; Ascomycota; Eurotiomycetes; Eurotiales; Trichocomaceae
Exons: 2
Coding region: 1-7005 (2334 amino acids)
Source: RefSeq, a predicted model, not a curated record
AUGCCUCUAAGCGAUACCGAGGCAACUCCGGAGAGGAGCAUGGACCUUGUUGUCAAGGGCCAUCAUCACCCAUCGAACUCCGAGGUUGGAAGAAUCUCUAUUCCUAUGUGGGAUAGCUCAGACCCCGAGCGUGCACCUCCGCCGUUACCUUUGAACCCCGGUGCUGGCAGCCCAAAGACGAGAUCGAAUGCUUCUCCCGGUAUUCAGGCCGCAACAGCAAGUCUCGCAGAAAAGAUGCGCGAAAAUGCCCCCUCCUCCUAUACUAUAAACCCCAUGCCUCUCAAGUCAUCUCCAGAGAAGUCCCUCAUCAAAGGGCAAUAUCACAGACGAAUGCAGUCGCUGCAGCCAACCAGUGACACGCGAUCUGAAUUUCGCAACUACCUCGACAAUAAAUCACCAGACCGAAAAUCUCGAACAACAAUCUUCGACCAUGAUGAUUUUCUGGAUAAAAGUCCGACUCGAUCAGGAGCUCGAGACUCUGGCCGUGACUCCCCAUCUCUCUAUGUCUCCAGCCGUUAUCUGUCCAAACCUAUACUGGGCGAAAACACCCCGCCUUCUGCCACUAUGCUUGCUCUUCAGACAAUGCAACUUCCUAGCGAUGAGCCCAAGUCGGCGGAGACUUCACGAUCAUCGACGACUACUGGAUCUCCCAACAUGGACGGCCUAUCUGCACAGAUUCAAAGUCUAACGACCAUCGCAACUAAUCUACAGAAGGAAAUGUCACAAUUAAGCAGGCGUAGUAAAGACAACGCCACUGAUCUGCUUAGUCUGAAAGCGGCCACCAACAGCCGCGACGAAGACAUUAGGAAGAGCAUCCGUGACUUGGCCAGCAACAUCACCUCAAAGUUCCUAGACCCUGAAAGUGCAAGUUCAAGGUCUGCAACCUUCGCAUCAGUCAGAAGUGGAUAUAGUAGUAUUGACAGCAAGCCAUUCGACAGCUCGCCCAAUUCCCGAAAGUCCUUCACCCUUCCCCGCGUACCGAGUCCUGGUAGUUUUGCCGCAGCUCUGGAAAGGGACCUCUGCGGAUCGCCUGCGCAAAUCAGUGACGGUUCUGCUAGCAUUGCCUUGUUGGAAAAAGUACUGCGUGAAAUGGCCACGAAAGAGGCACAGGAUCAAUUGCUGGAACUGGUUGAUGAGGUCAAAAAGAGGCCCGCCAAGGAUGGAGGCACCAAAGACGCCGAUCAGAAUGUCACCAAGAUGCUUGAAGAAAUCUUGAAUCUAGUCAAAGAGAAUCCGACAAAUCGCGCCUUGGUUAGGUCUGGCCCAGACUUGGACGAAGCUUCUCCUCAAAGUACACGAUCUGGCCCGGUUAUACUUAGCCACGAUUCUCAAACGGGCGAUCAGAAGAGUGCUGUUAGCGAGGAGGUCGUGGGUCUCCUAAACAGGGUUAAGAACAGCGUUGCCGAAGGCGGAGGCUUGACAAACGAAGUCAAAGCUCUGGUUCGUGAGCUACGAGGUGAAGUAUUGGGCAUGGGACGAGAAAUUGGCCGGAAACUGGAUGAAGCAGCAGAAGCAAAGCCCAACAACGACGCUCCACACGCGCUAGAAGCAGAUGAAGUCGCAGAAAUUGUUCGCGAUGGGCUUGCGGAGCUCAAAGAGCAAAUGCAUGCUUUGAUUCAAGAACACCAACAGACCUUGUCUCGGUCCGUCUCGCGUGAAGGUGUAGAUGCAGCAGAAGUAUUUACAGCUGUCAGGUCCGCCUUAGACGAGUUCACCUCGAAGCAGUUGUCAGCUCCAGCCACAAGUAAUGCCGGUAUGGAGAAGGAAGAUAUUCUAGAAGCAGUCAGGGAGGCCUGGGAAACAUAUAAGCCAGAGAUUGAACUUCAAAAUUUUGGUCUCGAACGAGAAGAAAUUCUAGACUGUUUGAGUGAAGGUCUCAAAGCUUAUCAACCCAAGAAUGAGGAGGCUGUGACCUACGAUCAUGUUUUGGCUGCAGUCCAGGCUGGAAUGCAAAGCUUUGUGCCGCCUCCUGUUGAAGCGCCACCCUCCAUCACUCGGGAAGAAGUGUCAGCAGCAGUCAAAGAGUGCUUCGAAUCUUUUGAAUUGACUAUCCCAGAGCCUAAUAUUACGAAAGAGGAUAUCUUUGCCGCUGUAUCAGAAGCAAUGGCCAACCAGCGAGAGCCACCCAGUGACGAUGCACCCCAAAUUACUCGGGAUGAUGUGUUCGAUGCGGUAGCGGAAGCCAUAAGCCAGAGAGCAGUACCCGACACUUCGAACGCCGGGUUAACUCGUGAUGAUGUUCAUGGUGUUGUAGUAGAAGCCAUGAUUGGCCAACGGGCUCUAUCGCAGGACGAAACAAGCCCAGGACUGUCACGGGAUGAUGUUUUCAAUUCGGUGACUGAAGGCCUUGCAGCACACUUUGCAGCUGCUAGAGAAAUGGGAGAAUCACCGGUGACUCGAGAAGAAGUUUUCCAAGCGGUUAGUGAUGCACUAGCUGCUCAUCCGAACAUUGAGAAUGGCCUGGAACCUGGUUUAACUCGGGAAGAAAUUAUGAACGCCAUUUCGGAUGGCCUAAUGAAUCAGGGAUCCAGCAGCAGAGAGCUUGAACUGAAAAAGGACGACCUCACUCGAGAAGACGUUUUCCAGGCGGUUAGCGAUGCGCUAGACUCCCAUCCAAGCGCUGGACAAAACCUAGAGCCAGGACUGACGCGAGAAGAUAUGAUAUCCGCGAUUUCAGAAGCCCUAAGCAAUCAAACUUCCACGAGCCGAGAAAUUGAACUGAAAAAGGACGACCUAACUCGAGAAGAUGUUUACCACGCGGUUCACGAUGCGCUAGACUCCCAUCCCAACGCUGGACAUACCACGGAGCAAGGACUGACUCGGGAAGAUAUCAUCUCCGCAAUCUCAGAAGGCUUGAAUAAUCAAACUUCAACGAGCCGAGAAAUUGAAUUGAAAAAGGAGGACCUUACUCGAGAAGACGUCUUCCAGGCUGUCAGCGAUGCACUGGCUUCUCAUCCACAUGCUGUUAAUGGCUUGGAGCCUGGAUUAACUCGGGAGGAUAUUAUAAGCGCGAUAUCAGAAGGCUUGGUCAAUCAGAGUUCUAUCAGCCGAGAAAUCGAAUUGAACAAGGAUGACCUUUUUGAAGCUGUGACUUCAGGUCUGCAUGAAGCGGCAGCCUCUUCUCAUGUCAAUAUCGGAGAUCAAGUCCUCGAUCGCCUUCGUGACCUCCUCCAAGAUAUGAAAGACGAAUUCAAGCAAUAUUCCGCAGCAAAUGGACGAGAUACCGAGCAAGUCCUCGAUUCUAUGAAAGAUGGACUCCAGGGACUCAGGAGUCAAAUAGAGUCCUAUGUAGAUCAUACUACAGAUGCUACGGGCAAAGAGGAAAUUAUAUCUACUGUCAAGGAGGGCUUCAGACUGCUACAGGCAGAUCUGGAGCAUUCUAUCAAUGAGGCAGCUCUCGGAGCGUCCGGUUCGCGCGGCAAUCCUGACACGCCCGAGCUUCUUGAUGCUAUGGAAAAGGAAUUCGAACAUCUUCGAUCGACACUCAGCAACCUGCUGAUCCGCACUGAAACUUCUAGUGACAAAGUCGAAAUCCUUGAUGCGAUCCACGAGAUCAACGUCAGUACUAACUACGAAGCCAAUACUUCUAAGGUGAUUCAAGCUGUCAAGGAAGAGUUUGAAAAUAUCCGUGACUCUAUUGGAAUGAGCCUCGUGAAGGCAGGCCCGUCUGAUAAGGAUGAAAUCAUUUCAGCUCUCCAUGAAAGCUUCGAAAAUCUUCAGGCUGAAACAAUACAAAAACGAGAUGCCAAUGAAAGCACUCUCUCAAACACAAGCGAAUUACUGGAAGCCUUCAAUGAUGGUGUGGAUGCUAUUCGUGCCGAUCUGGAAACUCUCAUCCAUAAGUCAGAUGAGCAGAAUAGCACUGAGGUACUUGAUGCAUUGAGGGAAGGAUUGGCCUCUAUUAAAACGGAAAUGGAAGCUUUGCGAGAGUCACAGAGAGAAUUUGAGGAGACGUCGACUACCCGGGGCCAAGAAUUAAUGCUCGCAAAUGAAAACAACAGCAUUGGUGGUGACAUGGAAGGGCUGAAGACCCUUCUUACUCAGCUGCAGGUCAAGGUUGAAGCAAUCGAAAUGAAUUCAGCGCCUGCGCCACCGCCUGAAGAUGCCCUCAAAAGGGAACACCUGGACGAAGUUCUUUCAGCUGUGAGAGAUGUUCAUGGCUCUGUCACUGAAGUGAGCACUCGUGAGCCUCCAGUUGAUCCAGGCGCUGCUCGUAAGGAGGAUACAGAUAUCAUCGAAACACUCUUACGAGAUACAGCGGCCAAGAUUGAAGAUUUCCAUAUCCCAUUACCCGAGGACUUUGCUAAGCCUGAACAAUUCAUGAACCUUGAAGUUAUGGUUUCAGAAUUGAAAGAUGCCAUUGCCGAGGUAGCUGCACGACUUGAAACUGAAGGUUGUACCAAAGCCGAGAUUGGCACCCUGGAAACCCUUAUGAAGGACUUGUGGGUUGCUGUGGAUGAAUCGAAGAAUCAGACCAAGGAACCCCAGGAAGAUUCUGAACGGGUUGUCAAGAGCGAUCUUCAAACUGUGGAGGCGAUGAUAUGUGAAGUCAAGAACAGCAUCGAAGAAUUGAAGCUUCCCGAUGUGGACACGCUUCCCGUAAAAUCAGAUGUUGAAGCCCUCGUUGAGGUUGUCAAUUCCUUCAGAGAGAAAGUUGACGCGGAAGCUGAACUGACCGCUCAAGCCUUUGAAGCGCGCAAGGUAGAGCACGGAGGCUUGGCCGAGAAGAUCGAGGAGGCUAAAAUCGUUGUUGCUGACCUGCGCGAAGAAUUGAAAGGCAAGCUUGAUGGAAGUGAGCAAGGAUUAUCAGAGCUCAAGACGCUUCUGGAGGGUCUUGCGGUGUCGUCUGAGGCCUUCUCGACUGUAGAGAGUGUCAAGGAACUCAGCGAUCUCAUCAACAGGGAAUUCGAGCGUGCACGCGGUGAACAGGAAGCCACCAAACUCGAGACGGAAGAACGAGAUGCUACUGCACUAAUUAAGCAAGACGAGAACCGAGCUGCCCUGGUAGCAGAGAUCGAGAAGAAAGUGGAUGAGAGAAUUGACGAAAUUCUAUCCAAAUAUGAUGACCUUCAAGGAGUCCUUGACAUAAAAUUCUCGGAAACCGAAGCUCGAGAUACCACACAUGUUGAGCAUUUGACAGACACCAAGGGCAUUGCAGAAGACAUUAAGCUGAUCAUCGGUGCUAUGGGAAACAGCGUUAGCGAGGCUUGUGAGCGCAUGAGUGACGAUACGAAAACUCUCUUCACAAAGAUCAGCGAAUCAUACGGCAAGAUGGAAGAAAUGCAUAAUGAAAUCAAAGAGUUCAACGAACUAUCGAAGGCAGAAUUAGAGAAAACUUCCUCUGCGACAGACCGAGUUGAAACUCAGAUUCUUGAAUAUCAUCCCCAGAUUCUCGGUGCGAUCAAAGACAUUCUUCUCCUUGUUGGGCAGCAUUACGAGCACUCCCAGAGGACGAAUGAAGAACUUAAGACGAAUCUCUCAGCUAUUCCUGCUGCCAUCCCAUCAAUGCUCCCUGCUUUGCCAGCUCCGCCGGAACCUCGAGAAAUUAUUAUACCCGAGAAAUAUGAUGACUCUGGGCUUCACUCCAAACUCGACCUAAUUAUGAACCAUGCAGAGAGCACCAGCAAGAUUAUACCCGAGAAAUACGACGAUUCUGGGCUUCACUCCAAGCUCGACCUAAUUAUGAGCCAUGCAGAGAGCACCAGCAAGACAAUCUCGAGCAUGGAUAAAUUAGAUCAAAUCCAUGAGAAGGUCAUGAAUACGUCCCAGGAGAUUACUGAAAUGGUUGCUACGCAGUCACGCCUCGUAGUGGAAGAUUAUGAGCGUAAGAAACGGGAGUCUGAAGAAGCUGCCUAUGCUCUCGAGAGGAGACUUGCGCAAAAAGAGAAAGUUGAAUCUGAAAUUCUUGGUUUGAAUGAUGAGAAAGAGUCGCUUUUGAACAUCAUCCAGACCUUGAAGCACGAGAAGGAGCAACUCACUAAGCAAAACACGAAGCUUGGCAAGGAACUCUCUGGGUUGGAGACUGCCCUCGACAUCCGUCAGCGUGAGAUGGAAUUCUUCGAAGAGCGUGCACAAGGCCUAGAGAAACGCAUCCUUGCUGGGGUCUUCGAUCACGCUAGGACCAUGAUCAUGAAGGAAAGUGGUCGUGGGAAAAACCGAAUGAGUCUCAGGAGGAUUCCAAGCUAUGGCAGCACAACAACUAAAACGAGUCGUGCAAGCACUACCACUCCUGCCAAGGACACUCGAAGCUUGGUGAGCAAUGGGGUGGAAAUGGUUCUGAAGCGUCGACAGCCAGCCAAGUCUUCAGCCUAUAACGGAUCUUCCAUCUCCUCUAAUGGCGGCAAAGAGCGCAGAAUACUCAGUCUCAGCAACGUAACGGGCAACAGGGGAGUUAUGGACCGUCAUGUUACGGCUCCAGUUGGUACUGGAGGUCUGACCAACCUCAAGCGAAGCCACUCGGUCCGGUCCAAUCUACCAUCCCGCAAGACUUCCUGGGGCACGAGGGAUUUCAGUUCUAAUAAAGAGAACGAGAGCUUCCUGGAAGAAGACGAACACAUGAGUGUUGCCCAGAGCGAUGCUGAGACAGAAAGAACAACCAACACUGGUCAUUAUUCAGAGAGUGUGACCGAUGACAGCGGCAGGACUGUCUCAGCUAGUCGUCAGCCCAGUUAUGCUAGCACUACGAAUGGACUCGUGGCUGAACAUAACGCUUCGAUUCUGGAGGAAGACGGCGAGGAUGAAGAAGAGACUGAGCGCAAGGAAACUCCACCUGACAGUGAUUCCGACCACUCUGAUGCUGAAUUACACAAAGACCGACCCGACAAUGAGCUUGAUGAUGAAGGAGAUUAUCAAACUACCAUCGACGAGCAAGAAGAGUACUCCGGGCUUGACGAUAUGGAAUCUGAAUCAUACCUUGAGGCACCACCAGAAUUGAAAAUCCCGGGGCAAAACGACAGCGGCAUUGGAAGCGAUAUACAUCAUAACCACAUAGUUUCCGUGGAGUAA